Molecule: messenger RNA, 573 nt
Organism: Paramecium octaurelia
Lineage: Eukaryota; Ciliophora; Oligohymenophorea; Peniculida; Parameciidae
Source: the annotation of a GenBank genome assembly
AUGUCUCGAGAUCCUUAAUUGGAAUUAUUGAAUAUAGAACCAACUCUCAGAGAAUUCAUACAAAUACCACUCACAAAUAAAUUCUUUCGUUAAAUAGACACAGAUUUCGUAGCAGAACCUUGGGAUGUACCCAUAGGUCCUGCAAAAACAAGUCAAUAAAAGAAAAGAAUUAUUACAUUUAAGUAACCAAUAUCGCGAUUAUAACCACGUCAAUCAACCACUGAAACUCCGACUAAUAUUUCAAGGCCCAAAAGUUGUCAUAAUAAAAGUACUUUUGUGGAGUAGAGAAUUCCAACUCCUCAACCCAACCAUCCUAAAGCAUUUUAGAGGAUCGUCAUUUCCACAUAACAUAAAUCAUCUCGGAAGAAUUCGACAAGUCAAUAUAGAUAGAAAUGUUUGAAGAAUUUACUACUCGCUCAGAAAUAUAAUAGUCAAUAGAGCUAUUGCAUACACACAUCAACUGAUUAUUUUAGCUUCAUUUCUUCAAUCAAUCCUGUUUCUCAAAAAAAUAAAACAACCACAGAACCUUUUUUAAAAAAAUUCAAGCUUAAACUUAAAAAUAUGCUUAAUUGA